Myotis davidii is the source of this 1936-nucleotide messenger RNA. It is a transcript of the gene MICU3, whose product is annotated as mitochondrial calcium uptake family member 3. Gene Ontology annotation, cellular component: uniplex complex. The transcript has 16 exons. The record is from RefSeq and is a predicted model, not a curated record. The coding region runs from base 1 to 1377 and encodes 458 amino acids. Gene Ontology annotation, biological process: mitochondrial calcium ion homeostasis; calcium import into the mitochondrion. Gene Ontology annotation, molecular function: calcium ion binding. NCBI's taxonomy places the organism in Eukaryota, Metazoa, Chordata, Mammalia, Chiroptera, Vespertilionidae.
AUGGAUGGACAGGACAGCGAAAGUAGGAAACUAAAGGUGGCUGACGCCUACAGAGGAAUUCACAUGAACAUGUUCCGGUAUCGAUGGUUAGAGGCAAACAUCACAGGCCAUUACUGUAAAAUUUUAGGGAAGAAGGGCGUGUUUGAAAAGGUAGUGGACAUGACUGUAGCAAUUGGCAGAACAGACAUUGAAGACUUAGACCUCUAUGCUACAUCUCGGGAAAGGCGGUUUCGUUUGUUUGCCUCUAUAGAAUGUGAAGGGCAGUUAUUCAUGACUCCGUAUGAUUUUAUUUUGGCUGUUACAACAGAUGAGCCCAAACUUGCUAAAACAUGGAAGUCACUUUCCAAACCGGAAUUAAAUCAAAUGCUCUCAGAAACACCACCAGUUUGGAAAGGAUCAUCAAAGCUAUUUCGAAACCUUAAAGAAAGAGGUGUGAUUUCUUACACAGAAUAUCUUUUUCUCUUGUGUAUUUUAACAAAGCCUCAUGCAGGGUUUAGAAUAGCUUUCAACAUGUUCGACACUGAUGGCAACGAGAUGGUGGACAGAAAGGAGUUUUUGGUGCUUCAAGAGAUAUUCAGGAAAAAAAAUGAAAAGAGAGAAACUAAAGGAGAUGAAGAAAAGCGUGCAAUGCUGCGUCUUCAACUGUAUGGAUACCAUUCACCUACUGAUAGUGUACUUAAACCAGAUGCUGAGGAACUUGUCUCCAGAAGCUACUGGGAUACAUUGAGACGUAAUACAAGCCAAGCACUGUUUUCAGACCUCGCAGAGCGUGCUGAUGACAUUAUGAGUUUGGUAACAGAUACCACACUUCUUGUACACUUUUUUGGAAAGAAAGGAAAAGCUGAGCUCAACUUUGAAGAUUUUUAUAGAUUCAUGGAUAACCUCCAAACAGAAGUUUUAGAAAUAGAAUUCCUUUCCUACUCUAAUGGAAUGAAUACCAUCAGUGAAGAAGAUUUUGCUCAUAUUCUUUUACGAUAUACAAAUGUGGAAAAUACAUCCGUAUUUUUGGAAAAUGUGCGUUACAGUAUAGCUGAAGAAAAGGGCAUCACAUUUGAUGAAUUCAGGUCAUUUUUCCAGUUUUUGAACAACCUAGAAGAUUUUGCAAUAGCCUUGAAUAUGUAUAACUUUGCAAGUCGUUCUAUAGGGCAAGAUGAAUUUAAGCGUGCUGUCUAUGUGGCUACUGGUCUCAAACUUUCACCACAUUUAGUGAACACAGUCUUCAAGAUUUUUGAUGUUGACAAAGAUGAUCAAUUAAGUUAUAAAGAAUUUAUUGGAAUUAUGAAAGACAGACUCCAUAGAGGAUUUCGGGGUUAUAAAACAGUUCAGAAGUAUCCCACUUUCAAAUCCUGUCUGAAGAAGGAACUGCAUAGCAGAUAAGUUCUUGUAAAGCAAAGUUUAAAGAAUUUAUCUACAUAACAAAUGCAAGAAGCAGUAAUUUCAGAAAACAGAAAUGAAGGAAAAGGUGAAAUGCUAAUUAUAUUUUUUCUUGAACUGAAUUCUUGAAUAUAAGACAGAUAAAAUGCAUCUUCAUACUAACUACAAAUGCUGUAUGUUAUCUGGCUAAGCUCUUGCCUUGAUUUACUGAACUUUGCACUUUUUCAUUCCUUUCAGAAGUACAUAGAUACUUCCACUGACUAUAUAAGAAUGUAUUUUAAAUAUUUUAAAAUUUAUUAGAAAUUUGCCUAACCUCAAAAUAAUGUAUGACUCCUGGAAUCUAGAUCACUUAAAAAUGAACAGUGACAUUUUUUUUUUGGUUUUAGACUGUGAACUUAUUUUAAGAAAAUGAAUAUUCCUUAAGAUUUAGCUUUGGGACUUAGAAUUGUUGAUAAAUCCCUAUUAUUUAUCUAAUGUUCAGUUACAUUGAAAGUGUUCUGAAAAACAAAUAGAAAUUAAAAUACUAUACAAUAUAAUGAUUUACACUGUACUUUUAUCUUUU